This is a messenger RNA of Adineta ricciae, 735 nucleotides long. The record is from the annotation of a GenBank genome assembly. Lineage: Eukaryota; Metazoa; Rotifera; Eurotatoria; Adinetida; Adinetidae.
AUGGCUUGCUGUUUGUGUGCCAAAUAUUUUCUUUUAUUUUUCAAUUUAAUUAUCUGGUUAUCAGGUGGUGCAUUUCUCAGUUGCGGAAUUCUCGUCCUAUACAGACGAGAUUUACAUGAAUUAUUCGCACUUUUAUCCUACGAUUCCGAUUAUGUACCUUCAUUUCUCAAUGUUGGCUAUGUAUUAAUUGGUAUUGGUGCACUUGUAUUUAUCGUUGGUUUGCUCGGUUGUUGCGGUUCAGUACGUGAAUCUCGUCUUCUACUAGGACUUUAUGUGUUCUUUAUUAUACUUGUUAUGGGUGGAGAACUUGUAGUUGCCUUGUAUACGGUACUAUUAGGUGUGGAAUGGGAUACGAAAUUGGAGCGUACUUUGCAGCGCCGACUUUUAACGUAUAAUUAUUCCAUGCCACAGCGAUUUGAAUACGAUCUGGAUGUUGUUCAAAAGCAGUUUGCUUGCUGUGGUAUUCAUGGAGCAGUCGAUUAUUAUGAGAAUAUGGAUUAUAAAAUAUCCGGAAAUCGUCUUCCGUCAUCAUGCUGCAAUGAUUUAUUCAACGGUGUCUGCAUCGAAGCUCAUUCAUAUCGCAUCGGAUGUUUUACUACUAUCAAUGAUAGUGUACAAUAUUAUGCUCGAUUGGUCGUUGCUGUUGGUAUUGGUAUUGCUUUACUUGAAUUAACGGCAUUAAUGAUGGCUGUAUGUGUAUGUCGGAAUACGAAAUAUGACGAUGAAUUUGAUUGA